Molecule: messenger RNA, 2691 nt
Organism: Symbiodinium sp. CCMP2592
Lineage: Eukaryota; Dinophyceae; Suessiales; Symbiodiniaceae
Source: the annotation of a GenBank genome assembly
AUGCCCACAUCCCAUGCAGCCCGCAAGAAGUUUCGCUCGUGCGGCUCCAUCCAGACCGAGCCCACGCGACUCCUAGACUGGGCAGAAGACGAUGCCAAGCUAUCAGUGCUCCAAGUUACAGAUCAGCCGAGUCUUCUUUUCAUGUGCAACGGCAUCAGCGGUGAGCGGGUGCCGCUGCGCCUGGUUCUGGCACUGCGAGUUGCCGCCGUGAAGCAGGUGGCCGAAGGCAUCUUUGGAAUCCCCGCAGAGGAGAUGACCCUUUCCUACAAGGGCCGAAUCCUCGGAAAUCGCCAGACCCUACUGGAUGGCGGCGUGGAAGCACGGCAGUGCAUUCAUGUUACGAUCGCGACCGGUGUCGGCCACGCACGCCUUCUGGAUAUCUUAAUUGAUGCGACUCGAUCUGGUAUUGCGGAGCCUUUUGUCAUCCAGUUAAAGCCAUGCGAUCUUGUCAUCCACGCAAAGACAAAGAUUGCUGAGCUCACUGGCUUGAAGCUGGAUAGUCAACGCCUGACUCUCAGCGGCCAUACCUUGGCAAACGAACGACGGCUGUCCGAUUGUGGAAUUCGGGAGAACUCCAUCCUCCAAGUCACCUGUACAAAUGGGGCCGCCAGUGCGCCGAAUCCGUCCGUUGCAGUGUCUGGCUGCCGAGCACCCAGAGCUCAGUUGGAUGCCAGUGCUAAGAAGCAUCGUUGUCAAGGCGAGAGUCUUUUCUUGACGAUUCUGCAGACAUGGCCACCGCAACGCAAGCAGCGUCUUUGGUUGCAGAAGGCUCGUACUAUUGGCCAACUCAAAGAAAAACUCAAAGACUUCUUCCAAGUGAGCCCGGAGCAGCAAAUACUGUUCCAUACAGGCAGAAGACUCCAGAAUCAGCACACACUCGAAUUUUACAAUUUGGAGGGGGGCGAGUGCAUCCAGCUGAUGUUGCAGGGGGGACCCCGUGUUGCAGCAGGACCUGUGGCCUUGCGUGCAGAGAGUCCCACAUUCGUCACCCUUCCUCUGCCUCCCCAGCCUUCGAGCGUGAGAGAGGUGCCGGAGUGGUUCCCCCGCUUAUUGCACCCGCCUGGCACGCAAGAAGUGGAGGCGCAACCUCCAGAAGUGUCGGAGGCUAGCCGGCGAGAACCGCAGAGCGAUAUUAUCACUGGACAUGUAAUCGCUGGAGAGCCAGUCCAAACGCAGCAUCCUGUGCUGAAGCCCGAGUUUGAUUCAGCAGAUGACGUAGAAACCAUGCCGUUGGAGGAGCCUUGUCCAACCGCCCCGCAGAGUGUAGAUGGAAGGGAUGCAGUGGGAGAGCUGGUGCUGCAAGCGAGCAUGGCCCUGCUCUCUCAUGCCAUGGGACUGCAGGAUGAUGGAGUUGGACCCACGGCCAAUUUGCGAAGUUCGUGCUUCUGCACGAGCGCAAGAUGUGAGUUUGGCGAUGUCAGGACCAUCAUGAUGUCUUCCGUUCUCGACUUUACCGGAACCAUCUCGUGUGUCUUGGCUUUGGAGGCGUUACGCAGCGUUCAGGUGCUCGCUACCGCCACCGCCAGGGCCGCGCCCGCCACCACCACCGGUCGCGCCGGUGGCGCCGCAGUGUCCCCUGUAGAGGCUAUGCAAGCCUACACCAAGAACGUCGAAGAACAACGGCGGGAUCGGCUCCGAGUCCGGAGCAUGGCAACCACAACCUUGGCCUCUGCUUUGCCGAGCUCUCCAGGCCAGAGAGAUCAUUGCUGCCGACAGAGCAGAGCUCAAAAGGGCCUGCUUGAGAUCGACGCAGUGGAUCGCCAAAGCAGGAGCGUGGAGCUUCAUGGCGGCCAUGAGGCCACGUGUGAAGGAUCCGAGCAGAUCUCAGCGGGGCUGCUGCGACCAGACGCCACCACGGCUCCCACAAGGAUCUGCCAGAAAUGCCCUGCUGACAAGGGUCACCGCAUUGGUGCCCUCCUGAAAGGCUUACACAGGCUGUUGCAGCGCUUGAAUCACCAGGUGCGCCGCACCGUGCUGGAAACGCGAUUCACAGAAGCUCAACGCUAUGACUUCGAGCGCUGGAUGUUGUCUCGCUCUGUGGUAUCGUGCAGAUCGCCUCUUCCGAGGUCAGCGACAAACAGCGAGAGGACACUGUGUAAGCAGGACGUGCGGAAGGCAAGAAAGAAGCAUCAGAAGCCAUCCAAAAGCUCCAAGAAGGCCUCACUUGCAGCUUUGUGCAGACUCAAGAACGGUCUUCCGCAUCAGCCGGGACUGAUCGUCCACUCUCGCCAAGGCAGAGAGGAGCGAUACUACUCCGUGGUGCUGACUGUCGGACGCAUCCGCCUCCUCACACGAGAGCAUCGUGAUCUUCAGGUAGUGAAAGUAUUUCACGCCGCUUUGGUUGCCUUCAAGAAGCGUAUGGAGGGUGUUGCACAGGCUUCUUUCGAAGAGAGGUUUCGACAAGAAUUGAGAUCAUCUCUGGAUGAACACAAGCUGAACCCCGGCGCCAUGGGUCUGCGCUUUUGCAUUUGCUUGGCUCCUCUUUGGUCCAGGCCUUUGGUGACUCCGCCAUUCCGGGCGGAGGGUGAGGCUCUGGACGCCGGUCUCCUCGCCUGGAGGCGCCUGGGAGAGGCCCGUGGCUGGGUGCCCCGCCGGGGCUCCGUCCUCCAGGCCGGGAUUGGAAACGAAGACUACGAUUACACUACGAUUGGAUUUCGGCUUUCUGCUCCUUGCAUGGGUUGUUGUUGGUAG